AUGUAAUGACAGUAUAUUUGUUUUUAUACAGAAAAUAAGAUGCAAUCAUAUGAAUAUAAGAAUAUUUCCGAGCUAACAGCAGGUGACACAAAAGUAAACGUAUAUGGUGUAGUAAAAUAUUAUCGACCUGCUGUGCAAACAAAGAUUGGUCAAUACAAUGCCUUAUAUACCAUUAUUGAUCCAUCUGUAGAAGAUGACGUCGAGAAAGGCAUACGCUGCAGUUUGUUUGCGUUCGAAAAGGAAAAGUUACCACAAGUAAAAAAUAUUGGAGAUAUUAUACGCUUGCAUAGAAUGUCAGUUACCCAAUUUAAUGAUCGUUUGCAAAUGAAAGGAACUAAAGGUUCUUCAUGGUUGGUAUACAGCUAUGAUUAUCCUACAUCAAACACAUCAUCUUCACAUCCAAACCCAACAAUAUCUAAGGCCGACAAGGAUAAGGUUUCUCAACUCCAAUCAUUUUUUCAUAGAGUGAAACAUAAAAUCACUGAAAGCGCAGCGACACAUCAAAUCACACCCCUUUCUGAUAUAAAGUUAGAUUCUUAUUUCAAUUGUAUCGUUCAAGUGAUUGCUACAUAUUUCUUUGAAGAAGAUAAAAACCAUGUGGUCCUAAAAGUUUCAGAUGGUACAAGUGUCUAUUACAGUUCUUUGCGACAAAAUGGAGUUUUGUCCUCUACAAAUCAGACUGAGCUAAUGUUAGCAACGAAGAAGCACUGUUUUGAUGUGUCCUUGUUUGAUGACCAUGUAAGCGAUGUUGCAGGCGUGCAAGUGGGUGAUUUUCUGAAGAUUUCUAACAUACACGCCAAAAAGGUGUCAUUUGAUGUUGCACAGAUGUGUGUGGAUAAGCUUGGAUUAAAAGAGGUCGAUGGAUGCAACGAGUGGGUCGAGUUGGUCGUUCACACUGGAAAGCAUUAUGGACGCGGUGUAAAAACAUUGACCAAUUUCGAUGACGAAAAAAUAGUUGAUAUUAAGGAAAGAAUAUCUGAACUUCUGUUAAAACAUCGAAAAAACAUUUCGCAACGGACCAGCUGCGUUCCUGCAGUAUCGCCAAUUCAACCAAAAGCAUUACAAGAGUCUUACACAACCAUCGACUUCCCUUUACAAACAUGCUCCAGAACUAGGAAUGUUAGAGAAGCAAACGGCUUGCCUAGCAAGUAUAGACUUAAAGCUAAAGUUAUAGCGCUUUUUCCCACAAACUUGAAACAGUUUAUUGUGGGUAGGUGUGACCAGUGUAGUGCUUUUAUUAAGCAUUUCGAAAUCAUAAACGACAUGAGGAAAGAGGGUGUUUUACCGCAGUGUCCGUUUUGCAAAGACAAUGUUUUAAGGUUGACUUAUUUGUUUAAAAUGUUAGUUCAAGACGAUACUGGUUUUCUAGAGAUCUAUGUGUACGAUGAAGAUGCUUUGUAUUUUUUUAACAACAUUAGACCGUCCCAGCUUCUACACGAUGAAGAUAUGCUGUUAAAUUUUGAAGAAAAACUCAAGAAAAUUAAAAGUGAUGAAAAUCUUAUUAUUGGUGACCAAGGUGAUUGUGGUGUAGGGGAAAAACCGCUAUUAGUGGAUUUAUGUGUUUAUUCUUUUACUAGCAGGGCUGGGCCAAUACAUAGACUGUUUUCCACAGCUUUGAUUUGAAUUGGACUUCCUUUUUUUAAAGAAAUAGGAAAUAGAAAGUAGUGUUUCAGAGCUUAAAAGUUGUUUAAAGUGACAUCAAAGUAAAAGAUAUUAUUGCGUCUCCCGUCGAUCAGUAAAAAAUGGAAGCAAGUGGGUGGAUUAUGAUUCUGUGCUUUAAAACAUUGGUAUCAAUACCUUCUUUGUUCGCAAUUUUUUGUACCCUCAAAGGUUAAUUAAAAUGGGUGUUGAUUUUUUUAAGUUUAUCGCCCCUAACAAGUUGGUUUUAAAAUACCUUCAAAUAGCGUGUGAAGCAUUUUGGAUCGAUUCAAAGAUUUGGUUAACGUUUUCUACACGGAAUCUUAAGCAAUAAGCAGCAACCUAUUAUAAAUUCUCUUUUUUUUACAUCUAACAAAAAAAUCACAGAGUAAAAAAAUUCGAAAUAAUGAAUUUUCGAAAAUACCCUACUACUUUUGCUAUUGAACCUUGUCCAAAACUUUCGCAGGAAACUAACUUUCGCGACUUUGACCCAAAAUUUUCUUUCUUUAACGUAAUUGUAAAGAGAAAAUUGUGUGGUCACCCAUGUUAAAGUAAUUUCUCCUGGAGUAGAAAUAGUAUUAGAAGACUCCUGAAAACCUAGAAUUUCUUUUUUAAAUAGAUUGGCAACCUUGUAAUUUACUAGUAUUUUUUCGUAGGAAAACAGUGUUACGAGAUUUUAAAUUUUCAAACUUUUUAAAGUGUAA
Messenger RNA from Hydractinia symbiolongicarpus, 2342 nucleotides. Its product is annotated as protection of telomeres protein 1-like. Bases 40 to 1623 code for a protein of 527 amino acids. Gene Ontology annotation, biological process: regulation of telomere maintenance via telomerase; telomere capping. The transcript has 3 exons. Gene Ontology annotation, cellular component: nuclear telomere cap complex; chromosome, telomeric region. Gene Ontology annotation, molecular function: G-rich strand telomeric DNA binding; telomerase inhibitor activity. The record is from RefSeq and is a predicted model, not a curated record. Lineage: Eukaryota; Metazoa; Cnidaria; Hydrozoa; Anthoathecata; Hydractiniidae.